This is a messenger RNA of Micromonas commoda, 2826 nucleotides long. RefSeq lists its product with no specific name. The transcript has a single exon. The record is from RefSeq and is a predicted model, not a curated record. Lineage: Eukaryota; Viridiplantae; Chlorophyta; Mamiellophyceae; Mamiellales; Mamiellaceae. Bases 1 to 2826 code for a protein of 941 amino acids. Gene Ontology annotation, molecular function: phosphatidylinositol binding.
AUGGAAGAAGAUGACCCGGGCCUCCCCAGGCUCGGCGACGCGGCGACGGGAGCGCUCGUCCAGCUUCUUCUUGUCAGCGUCGUGCUCGCCUUCUUCUUGUCCAUGACCAGCGGGAACCCGCUCCUCAACUUACCUCUUGCCUUGCUGGUGGUAUGGGCAGUAAGGUUCCUCGCUCAGGUUCGCGUCACUGUUCGCUGGGACGCCAGCACGCGUCGACUUAAUCUCAUCUUGACGCGUCAGAGGAAGGAGGGGAGUGCGGGGGCUCUGCUGAGCAGAGGGAAAAGAUCUUUUCGCAGCGACACCUCCCCUGCCGAUUGGUCUAGGGCACCUUCAGCGAGCGAGAAGGGGAGUCAAAACGAUAAUGAUGGACCGAGGAUGUCGAAGACGAUUCCAUCUCGUCGACCUUCGCAAAGAGAAACGGAGCUCAUGGAGCUGCUCAGGCGGGUAGAAAAGGGCGACGACGGAAACGCUUUCCCAGAGGAUUCACCCCUGCUGGGGGCAUGGGGAAGGUUGCGAGACCAUGUCUUGGAGGAAUUCGUGACGACUUUGUGGUACAGACCAAUCACCGAGGAUAGUGACUUCGUGACGAGUCUAUCGAGACUAUUGGACGCAUCUUUCGCGGAGCUGGCCCAUCGUGCCAGAGGCGUUGACCUUGCAAGGUUGCUCCUGCGGAGGGUCCCGGACAUCCUGGCGAGUCAGCUGGAGGCUUUCCGAGACGCAAGAGAGGCUUGUGGAGGCGUUGACGCUUACGUGCGUCUCACGCCAGCGGAUGCAGACAAGGCUUUGGCUUCUGAGCUCCGCAAGCGCGGUCAGCUACACACCGGAGUUGACUGGUGUGGAAUCAAUGACUCGGCAGAGCUGAUUGGAACACCGCAAGACCCCGUGUCGCGAGUACUAUCUCGGUACUGUGACGUGGUGGCAGCAGCCCUCCUCCCCCCGGACCAUGCGUCUAAUCCAAUCCUUUUAGCACUGAUGAGAGAGCUUCUUGCGUGUAGCGUGCUACGACCACUGUUGGGGUUUGCAAAUCCAUCUUGGGUCCAUCGCGGGCUGGCAUGCCUUGUUGCUCCAGAAGAUGAUGUCGCAUCUCCACCCUCGGACGCGAUGGACGUCACAUCGGCCAGUAUCACAGAGAAAAUGCAUCCACAUCGUCGAUCCGUAUCACUGGACAUGACGAAGAGCUCUGCAUCCACGUUUAACUCAUUGCACCCCUUGGGCUCUGCCUCGUCAGAAGAGGAGGGGAUCGAGGACGAUGAUGACUACGAGUUGGCAAGGAUGAUUGCAGACGAGGACGACACUGAAGACGAAAAUAUUAUCCGGGAUCAUGAUCAUGCGACCAUGUCCGCCAGCGUGGGGGGAGCUGACGUGUCCGAGAGGUUUUCCAAGCUCACAGCGAGUGUCACAGAGGUCAACAUUGUCGGGAAAGGUACUGCAGCCUACGCUGUGUACACAAUUUGCGUGAAGAGCUGCGUUUCAAACGGAACAGACAGUGUUGAAGAGCUCAGUGUUCCUCCUGGAGAAAUGGAACACGAAUGGGUGGUGGCCCGAAGAUUUAGAAAUUUUGAAGCGCUGCACCGACGCCUUGUCGAUGCUGGAUGGAGCUCAAAGUCACUUCCUGAGCUCCCAAAGAAACGAUAUCUCCUGCAAUCGCUGGAGGGAUCUUUCGUUGAGGCGAGACGAAGACUGUUGGACAACUAUCUCGGUGCCCUGUUAGGGGAUGAUCGAUUUUGUGACUGCCGCGAUAUCAGCGAUUUUCUUGACGCCAGAAAAGGAGCUUACGAUCCCACAAAGAAGAGUGCUUGGAAGGUUGGCUCCAUGGGGGCGAGCUGGGGAGGGGAUAAUCGAAGCCGCACUCUCAUUCGUCGAAACAGUGUUGAUGAAACUUCAUGCUCAUCUUCGACACCAGAAGGUACCGAAGGUGUCACGGAGACAGUGUCAGUAUUGGCGCGAUCUUUCACUCAGACUAUGAACAAAUCGGCGGAAGAUGCCACGUCUACUGUGUCGCGUGCACUUGGAAGGGAAACCGGUGAUGAGCUGAAACCUCGAAUGGCAGGCCGACGUAAAGCGAACCCCCUGUAUCCUCUUGGAACCAGUACACGGCCCGCUCACCAUAGGGUCGCAUCUGCCGGCGCGAUCCGCGGCGCGAUGCCAGGGGACCGUGCAAGCGCUGCAUCAGGUCCACGCACCACAGACGAGGUAACUGAUGCUACCCAUGGCUACGAUGAGUCAAAUAAUCCUGACGGCAGCCUAUCGUCCACACAGGCUCUUAUGAACGGUCCACUACUGAGUCUUUUUGAGGCAAUAUUUCAUCUCCAGGCGAAGGGAUUUCUGCGCCGCACGAUCGUCACCGUGGCGCGCCAGACGCUCGAAUUUUUUGUGGGAUCUGCUGUGGAGGACUUCGUUUCCUCUCGAAUGCGAACACUUCGUUCUCCAUCGACAGUGACGAAAGCCAUCGACUUCAUCGACCGAGUCCUAUGGCCCGAUGGCUCCUGGUAUCAGCGCUCGGCACAAGUCGAUAAGGACUGCCCCCUGAAUGAGGAAGGAGCGGACCUCGCUGCGGCAGUGGCUGCGGCAGAGAGGGAGAGGGACGAGUCUGUGCGUCUGAGGGUUCGCGACGCCAUCCUCGCCUCUGGAUCUCGGGGCCCCCUGCCCGGGCUGCUGGGGACGCGCAACUACACGCGGGCAGCUCUGGAUGUGCUCGCCGCAGCGCGCUCUGACCUCAUGAUGCGACAAGUUGGUCUGCUGGUCAUGGAAGCAGCUCUUGAGGCUCUUUUUCCAGAGCUCGUCGCAGUUGAGGAGCACGCUGGCGAUGCGGACCCUGCAGCGUGA